AUUAAAAGUAAAAUACUUCUCCAUCUAGCAAGUGUUUUUUGCUUGCAUUGGAAAUAAAUAUUAUCCUAAUUGUAGAAGAAUUUAUUAUUUAUUGUGCAGUGAAAUAACAUUUACUUAAGCUGGAAGCUAGUAUCGUACAUAAAUUGUUUGUGUCUCAUUAAAAAGUGGGAAAGUUUGCCAGAGAAAGCCCAAUAGACAAAAAUUUGCUUAUUGUCAGUUGUUUCAACGCACAAUGUCAAUGCCAAUGAGUAAUAUAAAUAAGGGCGGAUAUGUACCACCGGGAUUUGGAGCUGGAUAUCCACCAGGAGGAAAUGGUCCUAACAUGCCUCAAGCGGAAGGGUAUCAACCGUCAGCACCGGGAGCAUAUGGUUUUGUGCCAGGACAGCCGCAAAGUGGUUAUACGCCCGUACCUCAAAUGCCUCCCUACGGUGAGGCUCCACCGAAUUACGGUGGUCAACCAUCCCCAUAUGGUGGACAACAGCCACCUUAUGGUGGUCAACAACCGCCUUAUGGCGGCUUGCCCCAACCACAGCCGCAGUUCAAUGGCGGUGGAGGCUUUCAACCAGGACCAGGGUAUGGGCCACAAGGUCCAAUAGUUACGCAACCAGGAAUGCCACCACCAGCGCAACCAAAGGGGCCACCUGGACAACCAAUGGGACCAGCAGGCGACUGGAUGAGUAUACCCGCCGGAAUACCGAAUUGUCCACGCGGCUUGGAGUACCUUACGAUGGUCGACCAGCUUUUGGUUAAACAAAAAAGCGAAUUACUUGAAGCUUUCACCGGCUUCGAAACCAAUAAUAAAUUCUCCAUAAAAAAUGCGCUCGGCCAAAAAGUCUAUUACGCUGUAGAGGACAACGAUUGCUGCACGCGUAAUAUGUGUGGCUCCGCACGUCCUUUUGAUAUGAAAGUUUUCGAUAAUUUCCGUAAUGAAGUCAUCCAUAUGUAUCGCCCAUUAGCCUGUUCGCAAUGUUGUUUUCCCGGUUGCCUACAAACAAUGGAAGUAUCCGCACCGCCGGGCAAUGUAAUUGGCACCAUCGAGCAAGAAUGGUCCAUCUGUUCGCCAUCAUUUCGCAUAAAAAAUCAUAUUGGCGAUACCGUGUUACGCAUCGAAGGACCCAUUUGCACGUUUUCAAUGUGCGGUGAUGUAGAAUUUAAGGUGGUUUCUUUAACCGGUGAGCCUGUAGGGAAGAUCUCAAAACAAUGGUCUGGUUUGGCGCGCGAAAUAUUCACCGAUGCAGAUUUCUUUGGUAUUACCUUUCCGAUGGACUUGGAUGUGCGCAUGAAGGCUGUGCUUUUGGGUGCCACUUUCCUUAUUGAUGCGAUGUUCUUUGAAAAACAAGCAAAUCGUGAAGGCGACCGUCCAGGCAUGUUCUAAACAAUACGGCUUUAAUAAAAUAUUAAAAAAGUGUAUAACAAUCAAACCAUAUGCACCAUUUGGUGUUCUUUGAUAUUAAAUUUGAAAUUUAUCUCAAUAAUAUUUUAUUCGAAUGUAAAAAAUACAAAUUUUUGGAUAUAAUAUGACGUACUAGUCACCUUUAAACCAAAGUAAAAAAAAAAGUGAAUUUAAAACUAAAAUAUUUUUAAACUACAGCGAACAUAUGAAUUAAAAAAAAAACGUUUUUGUUGUCAAUUGAAUUGCUUUCAUCGCUUUUAAAGUGUGAUAAAUUAUUUAUAUAUGCAUUUUAUAUAAAUUGUUGUACUAAGUCAAUAGAAUUCUGUAGUAAAAAGUUUAAUGUAUGUAUAUACUCACUAAAAAUUCAUGUACAAUAACUGUAAAGAAUGUAGAUAGGCAAAGUACUUGAGUUGUACAAUUUUUUUACUGUUAUUUUUAUAAAUAUUCUGUUUUUUUCAUAAAUAAAUGAUUGUAAUCAAAUACGCGUUGCCUUAUCGCCAUAUAUGUGUGUACAAAUGUAAAUGUACUAUGUACACACAUAUAUAGUUAUAUACUAUAUAUAAUAUAUCUAUAUGUAUGUAUGAAACUUGUAUUUAUUAAAUUGCUGUGAAAUUGUACCAAAAAACUGAAAGAACAGCUUAAAUAAAUGUCCACUUUAAUAAAUAAUAACAA
Molecule: messenger RNA, 2065 nt
Organism: Bactrocera neohumeralis
Lineage: Eukaryota; Metazoa; Arthropoda; Insecta; Diptera; Tephritidae
Product: phospholipid scramblase 1-like
Exons: 6
Coding region: 233-1375 (380 amino acids)
Biological process (GO): plasma membrane phospholipid scrambling
Cellular component (GO): plasma membrane
Molecular function (GO): phospholipid scramblase activity
Source: RefSeq, a predicted model, not a curated record